UAUUAAAAUGGCGACAGUGUGCAGUUUGAGAAGAAAAUUAAACGGGAAAAUAUUAAUAUUAACAAUCAGGAAGCAAUAAAAACUACAUUAGUAUCUGUUUUUAUAUACUUCAUUCGUUGAAGCAUAAUUUGCAAUCAUGGAAGUGGACGAAGAGCACGUCCAAACUCUUCUGAGUAUGGGUUUUCCCAGCGAACUUGACAUCAGAAAAGCAUUAAGAUUGUCUAAAAACAGUUUGAAUGAUGCUGUUGCAAUACUAACAAAUGAUCACCCGACUACGUCCUUUGAUACUCUCGAAGACAUAGAGAUGGAAGACAUCGUAAAAGGUUCUACGACCCCAGUCUAUGGCCCAAACCUGCCCACAACGUUCAGUGAUGAAAUGGAAACUGAGAAACAAGUCACAGAAGCCAUGGAAGAUGCUACAGAAACUCCGCAAGAAGAAGUCAACCCAUAUGAAUUUCCUGUCACCAAUUUGUACGAGCUGGAGGGCCGUGUCUUUGCUGAACACUGGUCAAUACCGUAUAAGAAAGAGGAAUCACUUGGAAAAUGUUUAAUUUCCGCUGCGAACUUAGCUGAAGCAGGACUGAUGGACAAUGAUGAAAACUGUACACGGUUUGUGGAAAGAGUGAUGACAGAGUCAUUUCAGAAGCUGUUGACGUCCAAUGCGGUUCACCGUUGGAGCACAGACAUUCAGGAGGGUAUCUACAACAUGUUGCAGCUACUUGUGGAUCUAGUGGCAGCCAGGUUACAGCACAUGCCAGUCCAUUUGACCCUCAUGGAUGUCUUGGCUAUGGCCUUAAAUCCGGACUGUGAGUUCCAGUACAAAAAUAAGAGUCGUCGAGAUCGUACAGCCUGGGAGGAGAAGCUAGAGGAUGGGGUUUUGUACACUGCUGCACCUGCAAACCGGACAGACCAACUGUAUGGCUGGCUGACGGGGCUUGUUAACCGGUUUGCCAUGAAGGGUGGCUUUGAACACAUCAGACGGAUUUUGGAGUCUGAUGAUCUCGAUGCACCAUCUAUAGCAGCCUUGAUGAAGCCACUAGGCAUGUGUUCAGAAUAUCUGAAUGUGGAGUUAGUCCGUAAGAUCCUAACUAUGGGAAUGGAGAAAUCCAUCAACUAUGUAAAGAAUCUGGAAGAGAAAGACUUUAAAGAGAAGAAAGUAGGAAGCGUGUCUGAUCUCCUGACCUCCAUGAAACUUCUCUGUAUACACAUAUGGCCAACGGACACUGUGAGCCUUGACAAUCUACGCCUAGACGUGGCCCUUCGAAUGCUCAAGUCACCACACUUCAAUGCUAAGAUGAACUCGCUGAAGGAGGUUGCCAAACUGAUUGAGGAUGCAACCAGUGUUAAAAAUUCUCGAACCAAGAGUCCUAUACCAGUAGAAACCAUUCAAGCGUGGCUGCUGGAGAAUCGAGUGCUAUCAAUAGCAUUGGAAGGCAACAUUGACCAGGCUCAGUACUGUGACAAGAUCAAAGGCAUUGUGGACUUUCUGGGCACAGACCUGUCCUCCGACGAGCUUACCAGUAUCUGGAAAAUGCAGUUUUGUCAGACAAACAACGUUAUUGACAACAUCCACUCUAUAAUUGCUGCUGCAGCUGUGAAAUUCGACUCAAACCAGUUGGAGCAUCUUGUACUUCUUAUUCAAAAGAAAUGGCAAGAAGAGAACGAUAAAUCCCGAGAAAAGCUGCUCAACUUGAUUGGGAAAAUCGGCAGAGAUGCAAAAAUACCAAAGACAACUAAUCAGGUACUACAGUUGCUAUGGGACCUGUCACACCUGCCCGCCCUCUCCACUCACCUGAUAGAACUGGCCAUGGAGGAGCACCUUGCCAUACUCAACGACUCAUACACAGUCAAGGACCAGGUGAAGAGGAACUACCUCUCCAAAUGUGUGGACGAUAUCAAAAAGGGUGUGUGUGUCCUGCCCACGUUGAAGCAGCUACACCAGCUUAGCAAGAACAUCCUGAAGCACAGUCACAAGCAGGACAAGGGCAUCCUUCCUGACCUGAACAAGAACUUUGACAUCAUCAAGCUAGUGACCCAGAGCCUUGUGAAGUGCCACAAGCAGGCUCUCAUGAGCUGCGGGGACGGGCAGCUGGAACAGACCACCCUUGUGGACGCCCGCUACCCACACUCGGAGUAUGUGAGUUCUCACCUGUCGUUCCUGCAAUACGUGCUACAAGACGGUGUGCUGUACCUGCCAUGGAACCGAGCCAGGGAGAUAUGGUCAACACUGGUCGCCGCCCCUGAGGCAUGCAGUUGGGACAGGGAGACUUGUUACGAGUGGUUCAGCAAGGGCCUCAUGGAUCUCGACAAUGAGACGCAGGCAAAACUCUUCACCAAUGAACUACUCAAAAUGGACAUCUCCAAGCUGUCGGAAAAUGGUUUUGAGUGCUUUAGGACGUUCUUUGAGAGUGUGAACAAAAACGACCAUCGCCUGAAGAAGGAGGGGGGUGGGGGUCAGGUGAUUGUGGAGAAGACGGACCUUCUGGGCCUGGACUUCCUGUGGCAGCUAUGCCUUAACACGCCCGACGAGACCAUCGCCAGCUUGGCCAUACAGCUGCUGCUCAAUGUGUCUUAUACAAACCUGGCAUCACGCCUGAAAAAGGAUGCAAUCAAUCUCCAUAAGAAGUUCAUCCAUGAAUGCAAAACACGAUUAGAGUUGUCGAUGAUAGGUGUGAGUGGCAGCACUGUGUCCCAGGCUAUAUCCAGUGCGACCCGUACCCUGACAGCACCCACCGUCCCAGAGGUGGCAACAGUGGCCAUCCCAUCUAAGUCCAUCAAGCUUCUGAACAUAGAGCGUCUGCUCUGGAUUGCGGAGAUGUACGUACUGAGCGUGGAGGAGAUGCACACUGGGGCCCGCACCAUUCUCCCGCACGGCGCCUCCUUCCAGGGAUACCAGAUCAAUCUAUAUGUCACGUGUGAGGCUCCUAAACAGGAGUUUGUGCUGGUGUGCCAUAGCAACGAAAGUCUUGGUAACGUGCGGUGUAAGAUAGCAAACAGGUUGCGGCAGAUGCAAGAUAACAUACAGGUUGUAGCCCAGGAAAAGAUGGCUUCAACUGUUCUGGGAACCAACAAGGAUCAGAAGCUCCUCCACCAGCUGGAGUUUGAGGACAAUCAGGCCGUCCAGGUCAGGAUGGUCACUCCAUCCACAACCACGUCCAGUUCUCAGGUCAAAGAGGUGCAAGAAACUCUCAAGCCUGAUCAGACGCCAGGCACGCCAAUAUCAAAGCAGACAUUUGACCUGGAGCAGGAGAAGAUGUUGCCGGGGGUGAUCAUGGCAUCCGGUGGGCAGGUGUUCGACAUGCUCUAUCAGCUCUCCGAGCUCGACGAAACAAAAAUAACAACCCGAGUACGAAAGCUCCUGAUGUUGAUCCCCACUGACCCAGCGGUGAUCGAUGCUUUGGAUUCCAUGUCUACCCGGUUACCUACCCUUGGCUCCACAGAUGAUCUCAGUCCGCGCUCUAGUCCACGCAAACCCAACGCUGCCAGUCCGCGUGCGAGCCCACAGGAGACCCUCAAGGCCCUGUUUGACUGCGCCUCACCAGACAUGUCUGCUUUUAGGGUCCUGUACAACCUUGAGGUUUUGAGUAGUAAGCUGAUGCCGACAGUACAGGAUAUGGUGUCCAAGACGAGUUCGCAGGCGUUCUUCGAGGACUUCCUGUCUGCUGGGGGCCUCUCCAUGGUGGUCAGUGUCCUGCAGCCCGAGUCCCUCAGCCAGGACAUCCACUACUCCACGCGCCAGGGCUGCUACUCAGUGUGUCUGCAGCUAGCCAGGUACUUGCUGUGUGGUCAGACAGUGACUGGAGACCUGGCCUUCACCCCGGCCAAGGAGGACCACAGACUCUCCAGUGUUGGGUCAGCUACCGGGGCCACUGUGGUCCCUGCCACCCCACCCACGUCCGGUACCCCUACCAUUGUGUUUCCCCCGCUGGACACCAGGACUGCAGGGAGCCAAGCUGUACAGACAAUGGGUGUUCACGACUUCACAGAGACGGUGUCAUGUUUCAUGCGCGUGGCAUGGGCGGCGGCUGCAGGCAAGCUCCACCUCCUCAGCUCUCCCCAGCCAAUCAGAGAGAGUGCCACUGCAUACAGCUGUGGGAGGAGUCGACAGAGCAGCACUGGUUCUCAGGGCAGUACAAGCAGUGAGAGUGACAGCCAGAGCCUGCAUGGGGGGAUAUGCAUCAGGCAGAAGUUUAUCUCCACCAAGGACUGCAACAUCGCAAAGGAGGCCCUAGAGAUCCUAGUCACAUGCUUGCAGCUACGUAGCGAGCUCAUAGCCAAGUUCUACUCGCUGCCAUGUGUGAGUGACUUUAUCAUCGACAUUCUGGUGGGCUGCUCCCAGGGGGACAUUCGCACGGCUGCCAUGGACCAGUUCUAUCUGCUCAGCCAGACAGAGAUGUGCCAGCGAGAGAUGGCACGCGGCACCCAGACACCGCACCACUUCCUGUUGCACGUCCUUGUGCACGCUUACCUGCCCUUCUGGGUGUCAUCGUCUUCGACUCGUGGAGCCAGCCAAAGACUACUGUGCCAAUGUUCCCAGUACUUUGAACUUCGAUGCAAACUCACGCAGAACCUCUCCAGCUUGGAACAGACUCAGUUCCAAUUGAAUGUACCACGCAUGCUUGAAGAUGAGGUGGGAUGGCUCGCUAACUUUGUGCCGACAGAUCACCUGGAGCUGAAAACGGCUGACAAUAUGUUGCUGGCAGGACAUCUGAAGCUGAUCCGCACCCUGUUCACGUGUGAAGACAUCAGCAAAGAGGAAUAUGGUAAAACCCUGGUACACGAUCUGCUACAUGACUUCCUGUUCCCUGCCUCCAAGACCAUGAUGGACAGCAUGAACGGGCGCACAACAGACGUCCUGCUGUCAGAGUUCAAUCCCAAGUGCAAUAACACGGAGUCUCGUGUGGCCGCCUAUGAGUUGCUCACGGAGCUGGUGAACGGUUCCCUUGACAACCUGCGCAAUGUGUGCAGUCAGCUUGUGGAGAUGCACCACAGGCCCAACCUGGACUGUGCCAACGAGUGGGAGUACCUGCCGCCUGUGGAUGGCAGGGCAGAAUGUGGCUUCGUGGGCCUGCGUAACGGGGGAGCCACGUGCUACAUGAACUCAGUAAUCCAGCAGCUGUACAUGGUGCCCGGCAUACCUGAGGCUGUACUGAGUGUAGAGGAGGAGGACCGGGUGGAUGAGGACAGUGUGUACUACCAGAUACAGCAGGUAUUUGGCCACCUUAUGGACAGUCGGUUACAGUACCACGAGCCUGAGAAGUUCUGGAAGGUGUUCAAGCUGUGGGGAGACCCUGUAAACAUCCGAGAGCAGCAAGACGCCUUUGACUUCUUCCAGGCACUCAUUGACCAGAUUGACGAACAGCUGAAGAAAUCCAAAAAGGAGGAAGUAUUCAAAAAGAAGUUUCAGGGCAUUUUUACAGACCAGAAAAUCUGCAAGGAUUGUCCUCAUAGGUAUGAACGUGAGGAGAUGUUCACAGCUCUCAACCUAACAGUGAAGAACGCCACCCUGCAGGACUCGCUUGACCAAUUUGUGAAGGGAGAGCUUCUAGAGGGAGAUAAUGCUUACUACUGUGAGAAAUGUGGAGAGAAGCGUAACACUAUUAAGCGAAUGUUCAUAAAAAACCUUCCACCCACACUGUGCAUUCACCUGAAGAGGUUCGGAUAUGACUGGGAAGCAAACAGAGCUCUGAAGUUUGAUGACUACUUCAAGUUUCCAUGGAUACUGGACAUGGAGCCCUACACGGCUGAAGGCAUGGCCCGGCGUGACGCCGCCUCGGAGGAGAUUGAAAGGGAACUAGAGGAUGCCUCCCAGCCCCUUACUGGGCCAGUAACAGCUGUUAGCGGGGUCACAUCAGACAUGGGGCCCACCAUAGAGGUCACCAUAUCUGUCCCUUCAGAGGCCACCCAGAUCAACUAUGAGCUUGUGGGAGUUGUUGUGCACAGUGGCCAGGCAAAUGCUGGACAUUAUUAUUCUUUUAUUAAGGACAGAAGGGGCACAGUAAUGAAUAAUUCUAACAAAGGGAAGUGGUUUAAGUUUAAUGACACCAUUGUCGAGGAGUUUGAAAUGACGGACAUUUCUCUUGAAGCAGAGUGCUUUGGGGGCACUUACAAGGCAAAGGUCUACGAUCAGUCCAACUCCUACCCAGAAGACAGACAGCGGUACUGGAAUGGCUACAUGCUGUUCUAUGAACGUAUGGAUGACAACAAGACAGCACUGUCUGCUAAGAAGAGCAAGAUCGUCACCAAAAAACUGUGGCCAGAUGGGAUGAUACGUGGGAGCCGAAGCUCUGACAGUUUUGUAGAGCUGACAGAGCUGGUCCACAAGGGGGAGAGGAAGGGUAUCUUCAUGGACAAGAUGCCGGUCAGCAUACAGCGCAUGAUUCACAGUGAGAACCUUACCUUCGUCAAGAACCGAGAUGUCUACAAUCAGGAGUACUUUAGAUUUGUGAAGAACCUAGUGGCCAGGAACACGGCGCGGGUAGGGCACGGCCAAUAUAGUGAGAUGUGUAUGGCCUCCCUGCAGCUCACUGUCAAGUUCCUCUUCAAUCUCUAUUUCCGCACGCAGAAAAAAACAGUGGAAGACCUGGAGGAGUGGGUGGUAGUGAUAGAUGAGUUGGUACACCGAUGCAAGCAGGCCUGUCAGUGGAUGAUAGAGUACCUGGCCAGUGAGGAGGGGGCAAGCUUCAUCAGGCCUUUCUUGUUGGACUGUCCCAACAAAGAUGUGAGGAUGUCUCUCGCCAAGAUCCUAGAGAAGACACUGUGCUGCUACCUGGGGGAGCAUAGUGGAGUGCCUACGGAGGAGUCCAUGAACAACAUAAUGGAAGGAAUGCUGCAGAUGCUCACCAGGGACGUUGUAGACCAGUGUAAACAGAGCGUCCAAUACUUCUUUGUACUCAGCCAAUAUGUGCAAAUGGGCACCAAAGCAAUAUCCCACAUGUUCCUAAGGAACGGUUUCAAGCGGCUAGCCGUGUUUCUGCUGGGUCAUCCCUCAUCAAACGGUGACAGCGAGGCUGCCAUCAGUCGCCGAUGGAGCUCCGUCCAGUCAAGAGAGUUCGGCAAUCUUCAUGUGAUACUAGCCACGCUGAUACUGAACUGCAAUGUAGCUCCCUACAGGACUAUAGAACCCGGUGAUUCUAAACCCUACAAACCAAAGUGGGUGAAGUCGCCCAAAACGUACCUGAAGAUGUCCACAGACAUGGAGAAGUACGUGUUUGGGCCUGAGUCAACGCGCUACAUAAGAGAGGUUGUUCAGGCCAUCAGGGAGGUGUCCCAGCCCCUGGAUCUGGUCUAUGACAUGCUGUUCUACUGCAGCAGCUGCAAUGAACACUUCAGUACCACCCUGCUCAAACAGCUCAUGAUGCAGUAUAUGAACGCACCCUCCAAUGAGCUGAAGUCAGUGUUCAGUGUUCUCACAGACCUCCUGUGUAUGGAGGAUCCACUGCAGUUGAAACGUAUUCAGCUGGUUGUUGAUGGACAUGUUGAUGACCAUGGGCAGCAGUUUGAAGGACUUUUAGCUGUGAUCCGGCUGAACCAUGUGUUGGACAGUCGGCGGUCGUACUGGUGUAUCAAGUUCCUGGUGAACCUCGUCAACAAGUGCUCCCAGGUGAAGAAUUACCUGCAGCAGACCAAGUCCAAGUGGCAGUGGGCCGUCAACUGGCUCAAGAAAAAGAUGACUGAAUACAGCUACUGGAGUUCUACUACCUGUACGACAGUGUCAAAUGAAGAUUCCAACAGGAAAUCCUUCCAAAGAACAGUUAGCGCUCAGGACACCCUUGAAGAGGCUACAGCCUUGUUAACCGAGCUUGAGAAUUACGAUAUGGACGGCAACGGUAACCAAGUGGCCUUGACCCCCGACAGCGAUACCAUGGUAACGGAUGACACGAGCCCUAGCAACCAAUCAGACACUCACAUGUCCAGUAUCGAGGAGGAGAAGGUGCAGAAGUCAGAGGGAGAGAACUCAUGAGCAAAGGGGGAGCACUCAGGGAAAACUUAAUGGCACUUAAAGGGACAUAACUAAAGUCUCUGUGAAAGUUCUAAAUUCAUAAAUGUGAACAAGAUUUGGUGGUCCUUAAACGUUACCAGGCUGGAACUCAAAAAUUUUGUAAACUGCUUUUAGGCCCAGUAUUGUUGAUUUGUUUGCCUGGAUCUUCCACAGUUUUACUUCCUUUGUUCAAGGACUAUUAAAUUUUUACGGAGACUGUAAUGUCAAAGAAUGUUAAAGACUGUACAAGUGUGAAAAGCCUAAAUAAGUCAUGUGUUUGUUCAUCUUUUUAUAAAAUGGAAAAGUUGCUGUUGUGUGUUUGCAUUUUAAUGGAGGUGAUUAUGUUCAAUUCCAUGUACUUUCAAUAUAAUUUUCUUAAACACAUGUAUUAUAAAUUAAAAAAAAGCAAAACUAAAUAUGUAAUAAUAGUCAUAAACAUAGUUCAUUUUGUCUUAUCUAUUAUCAGAUACGUAUAAAGUUACCAUUUACUUGCUUUGUUGAUGCAAUUGAUAUUGAGUAAGUUUUCAAUAUAUAUGCACAUGAUAAAAUUAAAAAGGAUGAAUGUUCAAGGAAUCAUAACUUUUGCUAUGGAAUAAGUGCUAAUAUGUUGGAGAUUAAUCAUUGAUAAUAAAUGUGUAUGUACAUGUGAUGCUUCUAUUAGUUAUACAUGGCAAAAAUGUUAUGUUAUAGAGUAAUAAAAAAAUGUGAAUAUGCCUUAUUGUAAAAUAAUAUUAGUACAUUUAUAUGUGUCUUGUUCUGAGAAAACUGGGCUUAAUUCAUGUGCGUAAAGUGUCGUCCCAGAUUAGCCUGUGAAGUCCGCUUUAAUGGUAUUUUAAGUUUCAAGGAAGUCCCUCCUUACCGAAAAUCAAGUUUAGGCGGAAAGGGUCGUCCCUGAUUAGCCUGUGCGGACUGCACAGGCUAAUCUGGUACGACACUUUACGCACAUGUAUUAUGCCAAGUUUUAGCAGAACAAGACACAUAUAGAGGAUAAACUGCAAAAUCAUUCUUAUUCAUCUGACAUUUAUUUCCGUUGAUUUCGUGAGAAGAAUGCUCCAAUUAUUGAAAAUAUAGACAAACAAUUAUUACAAGAAAUCAACACAUGAACAUGUCCACUAAAUUAUAAUUUUUCGGCAAACCAAGAAAUUCAUUACAAAGAACAUAAAUGAAUUUGCAGCACAUACUAUGACUUUAGUAAUUGAAAUUGAUAUGACAGUUUGUUUGUUUUUUUCUAAAUAAAAAUAUGUUUUUUGAAAAGUAAAUGAAUGCAAUCAUGGUUCACAUAUUUGCAAAUAAAGCAUGAGAGUCAGGUUUUGUAACCAAACAUUUAAACAAGGGCAGCAAGCAGUGGUUGUUGUUAUUGUUUUAGUUGUAUUUGACCUGUCUUGUUAAGUGGUGCAUGUGACGCAUUUCACACUUCAUUUAAAACUGAAUAUAGCUGUUGUUGUUGUAUGGUAGCAGUGCACAUUUUCGUAUUUUCUAUAAAAUAUAUAGUUCUUGCUGAUGUUAAUGAGGUCUUUAAUUAGAUAAUUAUAAAAAAAGACCUGAAUUAGUGCUCAACAAUUCAGACAGUUCUUUUGUAAAGAGAAGAGCUUUGUACUUGCUAGUUAUGGCAUGAUGAAGAUUUAAAUUUUAAUUGUUUCUGUUACCAUAGCAACCACAAUUUUGGUCUUUAAAAAGGACACUGGGACAGACCUUGGGAAACCCUUAGUCGACAUUUACACUGGUAGAGGCAUAAUGAUGUAUGCCUGAAUACUGGCCCAAUUAUAACUUGUAUUGUAGCUGGUGAUGUAGAUAAUUAUUUAAAUGUAUAAAUUUGGGCACAUUUCUUCUAUUAAUCAUAAUUUAUUUAUUUAGACAGAUUUCUUUAAUUAAUUUCAAUUUAAAGCUAUUUAUUUUGACAGAUUUAGAAAAACACAAUCUAAAACUGCUUUUUCUGUGGACUGUUUGGGAAAUUGUAACAUGUGGUGUGUUUGGCUGAAACUGCAUCUUAUGUUAUACAAUUUAAGAUUGAAAUUGCAUAUUGAUUGUUAAAUCUUUACUAUGUAAUCUUUGCAGUAUUUGUUAUCAAAUUUGAGAUGGCAGCUUAAAAAUAGUGUAAUUGUACAACUUGUUUGAGUAGGAAUUGUAAGUAUGCAAUAGUUUAUAUAUUAUACACACAUACAUUCAUUUCUUACCUUCAGUAGAAAGCUAUAAUUAAGUGUGCAUGUAUAUUGUAGACAUAAGUAAAUAUGUAUAUUGAAGAAGUGCACAUGUGUAUUGUAGAAGGAAGUGUGCAUUUAUACUACAUAAGCGAUUGUGUAUGUAAAUUGUAAAUGUAAGGGUGCAUGUAUAUGAUACUGUUUGUUAUGGCUGUAUAUUGUAGAUGUAAGGGUGCAUGUAUAUGAUACUGUUUGUUAUGGCUGUAUAUUGUAGAUGUAAGGGUGCAUGUAUAUGAUACUGUUUGUUAUGGCUGUAUAUUGUAGAUGUAAGGGUGCAUGUAUAUGAUACUGUUUGUUAUGGCUGUUUAUUGUAUAUGUAAGGGUGCAUGUAUAUGAUACUGUUUGUUAUGGCUGUAUAUUGUAGAUGUAAGGGUGCAUGUAUAUGAUACUGUUUGUUAUGGCUGUAUAUUGUAGAUGUAAGGGUGCAUGUAUAUGAUACUGUUUGUUAUGGCUGUAUAUUGUAAAUGUAAGGGUGCAUGUAUAUGAUACUGUUUGUUAUGGCUGUAUAUUGUAGAUGUAAGGGUGCAUGUAUAUGAUACUGUUUGUUAUGGCUCAACUGACACACAUUGUUGACUUUUGUUUGUAACUGUUAUUGUUAUGACUUAUAUGCAGGAGGAAAUACACAUGUAUGUACAAAUGGAGAAAUAACUGAGCAAAUAUAUGAAAGCUUAGUUUCAA
Molecule: messenger RNA, 10857 nt
Organism: Dreissena polymorpha
Lineage: Eukaryota; Metazoa; Mollusca; Bivalvia; Myida; Dreissenidae
Product: ubiquitin carboxyl-terminal hydrolase 24-like
Exons: 57
Coding region: 137-7963 (2608 amino acids)
Biological process (GO): protein deubiquitination
Cellular component (GO): nucleus; cytosol
Molecular function (GO): cysteine-type deubiquitinase activity; protein binding; cysteine-type endopeptidase activity
Source: RefSeq, a predicted model, not a curated record